This is a messenger RNA of Sipha flava (yellow sugarcane aphid), 2635 nucleotides long. RefSeq names its product protein unc-93 homolog A. NCBI's taxonomy places the organism in Eukaryota, Metazoa, Arthropoda, Insecta, Hemiptera, Aphididae. The record is from RefSeq and is a predicted model, not a curated record. The coding region runs from base 344 to 2236 and encodes 630 amino acids. The transcript has 8 exons. Gene Ontology annotation, cellular component: striated muscle dense body; plasma membrane. Gene Ontology annotation, molecular function: potassium channel regulator activity. Gene Ontology annotation, biological process: regulation of muscle contraction; regulation of potassium ion transport.
CGUACACACACACACUGGCAUGCGACACGGUCGCAUACACGAAUAGAGGGACACGCGUACGCACACAUACAGUGUACAAAUAGUGAUACGCGCGGGUACAGUGCGAACGCGGCCGUUGACGACCAAAUCUUGUGCGAGCCGUCCGCGCUCACGUAAUAUCAUUUCUUUUGUUCUCGUCGGCGUUGUCAUUGUUGGUAAAAGUAGUGGUUGUCGUCCUCGUAAAGAUAUACACGCAAUCACUACGCUGCCGUUGCCGAGCGUCAAACGCCGAGCGUGUUAUGUGACGCUCGAGCGUAGUAGAUAGCAUUCGUCUCGCGGACCCAGCGAACUCCUGCCGUCAGUGAUGGGUUCGCUACCCAACUUGCACGAGCUUUGCAAGCAGCAAUUGGUGUGUUCGGCCGUGCCGUCUAGGCUGUCCCCUAAUCCCGACCGCGGUGGCAGCAACUCUAGUAGUCGCAUUCAGCACAGACGGCUGCGGCAGACCAACAGCCUGUGCACAGGAAAUUUUUACGGUGUCAUCGAUCGGCAAGUCGACAUGCAGAUCAACGAGAAACCGUUUUCGCCGACUUCUCUGAGGUCCACGCUGUCCACCACGCACCGUCAUGUGUCUGUAGCCAACGCGUCCUCAGUGGGUGGCAAGAGACGUGACUCGCUGUCCAGCUCGGCAGGCGCGUCGUCUGUACGCCGUCUCAUUGAAGUGGUCCGCACUACGCCAUCUAACAUGGGUCCAGUGUACAGCCGGCGUCUAUUAUGCCGUAACUACGUCACUCUUUGUCUGGGCCACGGGGCGGCAGCCGCCGCUCUUAUACCGUUCAUGGCAUUACAGGGUUCCAUAUCUGCGUGGUGGUGGCCGAACAAGCUGAAACAGAACGGCGGUUUUGCCACAGUGACCACGGACAUUGGGUCUAUACUUUUGUCGGCCAUGUUCGGUUUGGCAGCGGUAAGCGCGUUGCUUGGGCCCACGGCCGUCAACAAGUUAGGCACCCGGACGUGUCUGGUGGCCGGUUACUUGGUGUCAGUAGUGUUCGUCACCGUGCACCUGUACCCCAAGGUAUCCGUGUUAUUGCCUGGUUACAUCCUGAUGGGUGCGUGGCUGGGCUGCUGGACGGCAUCCCGAACAGCGGUACUUAUGAUGCUCGCAUCCAAAAUGGCAUAUGUACUGUCCGACCGGGAGGAGUGCGAACUCGAGGGCAACGGCCGUCGGGAGGCGGUGGCCAGAAACCUGGCCAGAGGACUUCAGGUGGCGCACGACGUGGGCUUGAUUGCCGGAAAUGCGUUCGUUGCGUUCAUGAUAAGUGGAACACGAACUGGCGACAUACUCGGGACCAUGUUUGCCAGGGAUGGCGGUCAGGAAACGGACCGGACUUGUGGUAGUGUCGCUUGUCCACUGAUCAAGACAGUGGAGAUGAAACUCGGACCCAUGGCGAAUUUUACGUCUAACCAAACGGUUGCGUUGGUUGAUGUCCGCAACCACAUGGUCCUGCCGUGCAAAACCACUCAACUGCUGGCUAGCGUAUUCGCUGGAUGCUGUUUUGUCGGCGUAGCCGUCACCGCAACGUUUAUGACGCGCAUUCGUCUGUUUGUGUACGCGUCUGCAUCCGAGAAACGCAAAUCGAAUAAUGCUCGAUCGUUUGCAGCAGUUUGCGAUUCCUUUCGCAACACCAAGCUUCAGCUAAUCGCUCCGCUUUCUGUGUUCAUCGGACUGGAACAGGGAUUUAUCUAUUCCGAUUUUUCCAAGUUUUAUGUCGUAUGUUCAGUGGGCGUGUCCAAUGUGCCCACAGUGCUUCUCAGCUUAGGAUUGCUUCAGCUGGUGGCCGGUUUCACCGUAAGUCUAAUCCUGCAACACAUCCGCAGAUAUCACAUAAUAGUGAUUGGAUUCGCGUUUCAUUCAUGUUUGCUAAUGGUACUGAUGAAGUGGAAACCAUCGGGCGAUGAUGCUGCGCUACUAUAUGUAAUAGCUGCUGCUUGGGGCGUAUGCAAUGCCAUUUGGAACACAUUGUAUUUCAACUUUGUAAUAUCGUUGUAUCCUGACUACUGGCACGGGCCGAUGGCACACGGCUAUUUUUUCCAGUAUGCUGGCAUGGCGCUGGCGUUUGGACUACACAGCGCCGUAUGCAAUACCAUCAAGCUGUAUUGCAUGUCCGCCGCACUGGUGGUGGCCGUGUUGCUGUACGGCUGGCUGGAAUGGCGUCUGCAGCUAACGGUUAAGCGACGGCGAAUCACGAACCAUUCAUGACGUCAAGGUGAAACCGCAUCUUCCUGCAAGUAGUGAUAAAUCCCCGACGUGACGACCCUUCUGUCUAAUUUCGGUUUUGUGGCGUUAGUCAUUCCAACGCCCUCGGCUCCGACUUACCUUCGGUCUGGAUAGUAUGAUGAUUGUGGCUCAAACGCAAACGAUUCUAACGUGAACACAGUAUAUUAUGCGAGACGUCAUCUUGUCACCUCUGCAGUUAAACAAUUAAAAUAUGUAUUUAUAGCGUACCACUGCGAUAUUUCACCGAAUUAAAUACACUUAUAUAGAUACAAUGAAUGAAGACGAUGCAAACAACGGACAACGCAGUUGUCUGUGUGGAUCAUAUAUAUUAAAUAAUAACAAUAAUAAUAAUCUUAUGUUAACAAGUGAUUUUUUAUAUAA